AUGAUGAAGCCAGACACGAUAGAAAGCAGACUCUUCAUCAACAACGAGUUCGUCCCAGGCAAGCAAGGAAAGACAUUCAAAGUCUGCAACCCCUACAACGACCAAGAGAUAUGCAUCGUCCACGAAGCGGCCAAGGAAGAUGUCGACCUCGCGGUCGAGGCCGCAGAGGCUGCAUUUCCACACUGGAGCAACAUCGCAGCCCAUGAACGCGCGGCCUAUAUGUUCAAAUUUGCGCAGUUUGUGCAGAGAGAGGCGCAGCAGCUUGCUGAGUUGGAUUCCAUGUGCAUGGGAAAGCCCGUUGAACUCCUCAAGAAAAUGGACAUCCCGGCGUGUGUCGGCGUAUUCAAUUACUUUGCUGGCAGCGGCUACCAUAUUCUGGGAGAGUCGAGUCUCAGCUCCCCUAACUUCCUCAAUGUCAGUGUGCGGCAGCCUUACGGCGUGGUCGGCUUGAUUAUCCCAUGGAAUGUCCCGAUGAUCAUGUUCGCCUUCAAAGUCGCGCCGGCGCUGAUCUGCGGUAAUACGGUUGUGCUCAAAUCGUCGGAAAAGGCGCCGCUGAGUUCACUGAAAUUGGCCUCGCUCAUCAAGGAAGCAGGAUUCCCGCCUGGGGUGGUCAACGUGGUCAGUGGAUUCGGCGACCCGACAGGCUCCGCGAUCGGUCUGCACAUGAAGAUCCGCAAAAUCUCGUUCACGGGCUCCGUGGCCACGGGGCGGAAGAUCCUUAAGAUGGCGGCCGACUCGAAUCUAAAGAACGUCUCGCUGGAGCUCGGCGGCAAAUCGCCCGCCAUUAUCUUUGAAGACGCCGAUCUCGAGGACGCGGCUAGGUAUACGCAUUACAGUAUUAAUCACAACAGUGGACAGCAUUGCCAGGCCAAUAGCCGGGUGCUGGUGCAGGAGUCCAUCGUGGACGAGUACAUCGAGAUGGUCAAGAAGUUGAUGGUGAAAGUCACACUGGGCGACCCGGCGGACCCGAGCACGUUUCAGGGCCCGCAAGUCGACCAGAAGCAGUUGGCCCACAUUCAACGGUUGAUCGACCAAGGCAGCAAAGACGGUACAUUGGUGUACGGCGGCAAACGACACGGCACGACGGGGGCGUUCAUCGAGCCUACGAUAUUGAAGAAUGUCCCGCUUGACUCGGCUGCGUAUACGGAGGAGAUCUUUGGGCCAGUGGUGAUUGUGAAUACGUUCAAGGACGAGAAAGGGGUCCUCGCCGAGGCCAACUGCACUGAUUUUGGGCUGUUCUCCUCGGUAUACACGCAAAACUUCGACCGUGCAAUCCGCGUCGCCAAGGCCCUCGAGGCCGGCGCCGUGGGCAUCAACUGCUCGGUGCCCGUGCGCGCGGUCGACAUGCCCAUCGGCGGCUGGAAGCAGUCCGGCAUGGGCAAGGAGCUGUCCCUGCACGGCCUCAACACCUACACCGAGCUCAAGACCAUCUUCAUGAAGUACAAUAGUGACCCGACCUCCAUGGCUGUCGGGAGGUGGCACUCGGGCCAGCGGGUGGAUGUGAAUGGGGAUGGGAGCUCGUAG
This is a messenger RNA of Cladophialophora psammophila CBS 110553, 1524 nucleotides long. RefSeq lists its product as uncharacterized. The record is from RefSeq and is a predicted model, not a curated record. The transcript has 5 exons. Gene Ontology annotation, molecular function: aldehyde dehydrogenase (NAD+) activity. Lineage: Eukaryota; Fungi; Ascomycota; Eurotiomycetes; Chaetothyriales; Herpotrichiellaceae. Bases 1 to 1524 code for a protein of 507 amino acids.